AUGGAACUUUCACAAACACCAACAACCUCAAGCAACAGAUAUUCCUUGCGACAAAAUGACACUGCACAUACCAUCGAGACACGGUAUAUGGAAAUGCUUCUUGAACUUGAUUCUAUUCCAUGGUUCUAUAGUAUUCUUGCCGAUGGUGCCAACUGGAUGCUUCUAGCAGGGUACCUCGUUUUACCAGGAACUUUUACUUCUCUUCAAGACUCUCGAAUCCUGGAAGAUAGCUUGAAGGCAACCGCCACAGGUCAAAAAAUUCUCAGUACGAUCCAGAAUCCCCCCUUGCUCGCUAUCGCCGUAUUUUUCCUUGUCUCGGGAGCUUUUGUCAUGACAUGGCUUGCGUGGGAGAGAAGAAACAAUUAUAUCUGGCUUCUUAAUCGACUCUUUAUACCCACUCUUUUAAAUGCCGCGUCUGGUUUGAUUGCGACAUUAAUCAAUGUUUUUACGGCCCAGGGAGGUAGCUGGUCUAUCAUGGCUCUUAUGGCAACGAUAGUAACCGCCCUCACUGUUUCGGUUUCUCUGGGUUUAUUCAUUAUUUACAGGUUUGGAAAGCUCCUUAAAGUAAAGCAGGAGCAUGAUCGAGAGAUGAUAGCAGAGUUUCACCGAGUUCAUACUUGA
Messenger RNA from Aspergillus japonicus CBS 114.51, 621 nucleotides. RefSeq lists its product as uncharacterized. The record is from RefSeq and is a predicted model, not a curated record. The transcript is spliced from 2 exons. NCBI's taxonomy places the organism in Eukaryota, Fungi, Ascomycota, Eurotiomycetes, Eurotiales, Aspergillaceae. The coding region runs from base 1 to 621 and encodes 206 amino acids.